Messenger RNA from Pomacea canaliculata, 2622 nucleotides. Its product is annotated as sodium-independent sulfate anion transporter-like. Gene Ontology annotation, molecular function: secondary active sulfate transmembrane transporter activity. The record is from RefSeq and is a predicted model, not a curated record. Gene Ontology annotation, biological process: transmembrane transport. Lineage: Eukaryota; Metazoa; Mollusca; Gastropoda; Architaenioglossa; Ampullariidae. Gene Ontology annotation, cellular component: membrane.
GUGGGGGAGAGACUUACAGGGUGGGGACAGGAGGUCACAAGAAGCACGACUGUCCCCUCAUUAAACGUGACUUGCAGUGAAAGUCUCACAAACUGUGGCUGCACUCUGUAGGAGUCAGUCGACAUGGACAGGCCACAGGAAAUGGAACUCGUCGAGAUCUCGUCCGACAUGAGAGAGCCUGUCGCCAACGACGUCGCCAUAGUUGAUGACGACAUCAUGAUCAGUCAGGACGUCAGCAACAACAGCAGCGGUGAGCAGGCAGACAAGGAGGCGGCCAUGUCCUUGCGCGUUCGGCAGAAGAUCAAAGACACUUGUCGCGACUGCUUCUCGGUGAGGACGCUGAAACGAAGAUUACCUAUCUUACAGUGGCUGCCUAGGUACAGAUGUCCCGACGUGCAGAGCGACCUCAUCGCAGGCCUCACCGUGGGCCUCACCGUCAUCCCCCAGGGGCUGGCCUACGCCGUGGUGGCCGGCCUCCCUCCCCAGUACGGUCUAUACUCGGGCUUCAUGGGCUGCUUUGUGUACAUGUUCCUGGGCACCUCCAAGGACAUCACCAUCGGCCCCACGGCGAUAAUGUCGUUGAUAACAGGCACCUACGCCCAGUCACCUGUAGACGACGACCCCACACUGGCCCUGGUGCUGACCCUCUUCUGUGGCCUCGUGCAGCUCGUCAUGGGAAUCCUACACCUAGGUAUCCUGGUCAACUACAUCUCUCACUCCGUCAACGCCUUCACCUCUGCUGCCGCCAUCACCAUCGCGUUCGGCCAGGUCAAGAGCGUGCUGGGACUGAAGGACGUCUCCGAUGAGUUCCUCCAGAUGGUCUACGACACCUUCUCCAAGAUCCGCGAGACAAAGAUCUGGGACAUGGUUAUGGGCCUUGUGUGUAUGGUGGUUCUCUUCUUACUCAAGAAACUCCGCGACAUCAAGUGGGAGGACGACGAUGACCACGACAGGACGGUCAAGGGUCACGUGCGCGCAGCGCGCAAGACUGUGUGGCUCGUUGCGACAGGGGCCAACGCCAUCGUCGUGGUGGCUGCUGGUGGGGUGGCGGCCAGUUUGAUGAGCUACAACAUCAACGUCAUCUCCAUCACCGACGACAUCACCCCAGGCAUUCCCAGCUUCAAGCCUCCGGUCUUCUCCAGUCCGCGUGCUAACCUCAGUACAAGUCAGGUGUUUGAGAGAAUCGGCACCGGCUUCAUCAUCGUGCCCGUCCUGGGGCUGGUAGAGGCCAUCGCCAUCGGCAAAGCCUUCGCGCGGAUAAACAACUACAAGAUCGACCCCACACAGGAACUGAUAGCUAUAGGUGUGUCCAACAUUGUCAGCUCGUUCGUAUCGUCAUACCCUGUCACGGGUAGCUUCUCACGGACUGCCGUCAAUUCCCAGAGUGGGGUUCGAACUCCUGCUGGAGGCUCUUCACAGACAUCAGCUGUGAUGUACCCGGGGUACAUUACCUGGCGUUACUCCGUGUGUACAGGUGUGCUGAUCCUACUGGCGCUGCAGUUCCUGAUGCCCUACUGUCACUACAUCCCCAAGGCGGCGCUGGCUGCAGUCAUCAUCAUGGCUGUCCUCCCCAUGUUUGACUACAGGAUGUUCCUGUCGCUGUGGAGGACGAGCAAGUGGGACUUGUUCAUUCACGUGGUCACCUUCAUCUUGUCCUUCGUCAUCGGGAUUGAGUACGGAAUUCUGAUAGGCAUCGGGUUGUCGCUGCUGUUGUUGCUGUACCCCAUGGCGCGGCCUAAGCUACAGGUGUCUCGGAGGCAGGGCGUGGUCAUCGUGCAGCCUGACCAGGGCUUGUUCUUCCCGGCGGUGGAGUACGUGGAGGAGAAGGUGAUGGAGGCGGCGCUGGAGGACGAGAAGCCCAAGUCUGUGGUUGUGGACAUGCGCAGUGUGUACGGUGUGGACUACACGACGGUGCAGAGCAUCAAGUCCCUCCUGGCGGAAGCAGCGCGGCGUGAUGUGACCCUUGUCUUCUGUAACAUGAGAUCCCGGGUGGUCAAGUACCUGCUGAAGGCCGACAUCGCUGACCUCAAGAUGUACAACAGCUUGUCCCAGGCUCUGCAGCAGUUAACCCUUCAGGAGGAUGCGGAGACAGCAGAGCCACUCCACGCAAACGAGGCGAAGUACGUUGCUGUCGCACGUGAGGACGUCGGUGGAGGUGUCAUGGAGUCCAUGUGUCAUGGUGUCAUGGAGUCCACACCUCCUCACCUGAGCCGUGAAGCAGCUCAAUAACCCGUUGACCUCCCCAGUCCGCCGCCAUGUUGUGCACCUGUCCUCGGACCUGCAGAACCUUCUCGAGGUCGUGGAGGUCUUCACGGUGUUGUGACCGACUGUGGUGGCGUCACGGGUCUUGGUGUUGAUCAGUCAUCUUCAUCAACACGACUCAGUGCACCCAUCGUGAACUCACGGUCUUGGGGGCUUAGGGUGGGGCAUGGAGAGGACCAGCACGUGCUAAGGAUGACACUCGCAAGGCAUCAUGGGAGCGCAGACAGUAGGGGUCAGCCACAGGGCGUCUGCUGGACGCUGACGACGUGUGUCACGUGACCUCUGAUGAACAGUGAGCCAUGCACGUUAAUGCGAAAGCACUAAGGUCAAAGGUGACGAACAUGUGUUCACUGGUCUUCG